AGGGAAUCGUGAAAAUCCGUUGUUGUGACGUCUCGUUCCUCUAUUUAUAAAUUGAUUUGCUGAUUCCUGCUGACAACUGACAGUCAAAACGCCUUGCAACUGCAGCAUCGUAUUCAGUACCCAGAUAUUACCUAGAAGUUGAUAACAUAAAAACCAACCACGUUAAACAAAAAUUGUAAACACAAAAUAGUGAAACAGUUUUCAUAACAAAAAACAAAAUGAAAUGGAUUCAGGAAUGAUUAAAAAUAUUUUUGAGGGACUACUCAUUUACAUCAUUUUCUUGCUGAAAGAAAAGGUUUAACUGUUAAGCGAAGUGACAUCCAUCUUUCAUCAAAAUGUUAAGCCGUUUCGAAGCAAUUUCUACUGUUCUGUAUGUAUGUCUUGGAGGACUAUUCGCCACAACUGUGGCAUUAAGCACCGACACAAAAAGUGAUGGGAAUGCUGUCAACGCUGGAGGUAAAACCCUUAAUGACGUCAUUAGCGAAGAUCCCGAAUUUACAGAUGUCAUCGAGAACAUAACCGUGCCUGCGGGGCGCAACGUAAAAUUGGCUUGUUCGGUGAAAAACCUCGGCUCUUAUAAGGUCGCGUGGAUGCACUUUGAGCAGUCGGCGAUUCUCACCGUACACAACCAUGUAAUAACACGUAAUCCGAGAAUAAGUGUAACCCAUGACAAGCACGACAAGCACCGCACCUGGUUUCUGCAUAUAAACAAUGUUCAGGAGGAGGACAGGGGUCGCUACAUGUGCCAAAUCAAUACGGUUACAGCCAAGACCCAAUAUGGAUUUGUCAAAGUUGUUGUGCCGCCCAAUAUUGACGAUGCCCUGACCUCCAGCGACAUAAUCGUGCGUGAGGGCGAUAACGUUACGCUACGCUGCAAGGCGAAAGGCAGCCCCGAACCUACCAUCAAGUGGAAGCGAGAUGAUGGCAACAAAUUAGUGAUUAACAAGUCGCUCGAAGUGCCUGAACUGGAGACCGACUCCCUCGAACUGGAGAAAAUUUCGCGCUUGCAUAUGGGCGCAUACUUAUGCAUUGCCUCAAACGGAGUCCCGCCUAGCGUAUCAAAACGAAUCAAAGUCAGCGUUGACUUCUCGCCAAUGGUUUGGAUACCGCAUCAGCUGGUGGGCACACCAAUGGGUUUCAACAUCACCCUUGAGUGCUUCAUCGAGGCGAACCCGACCUCGCUAAACUAUUGGACUCGCGAAAACGAUCAAAUGAUUAUUGAGUCACCAAAGUACACUUUGCUCGCCGCGAUGAUGUGGAUUGCCUGCCUAUUGUUUGUUCUCAUUUGUGCUGUUUCUACAGCUCAAAAGUCUGAGGCCAAUUCCAACACUCGGCUUCUGAACAACCUUCUCAGCUAUGUAGUCGAGGAUGCCAGUGCCUGCGGUAAUUACUUCGAGUAUGCGUGCGGCAAGUAUGCGGAGCGACAUAUCAACGAUCCCUUUUCCGAGAUCACCCAGAUGUUGGACCAUAAGGUGAAUAAGAACCUUGUCCAACUGAUGGAGGAGCUGUACCAGCGAUAUCAGUUGCAAGGGUUAAUCAAGUCGAGUGUGGAAGCCAAAACCUUGCGAUUUUACAUGACUUGUCGCAACGCUUCGCUAAACACGCGCAGUGCAGAACACUAUCUAAGACUGGCUCCUCCAGACGAGGAUCUUACAUGGCCCCAGCUAACCCCCCGUGCGGCCGCCUGGCCCAAGCAUCAGUUUAAGUGGAUCAAGACCCUGGGAUAUCUGCAUCGCUUCGGUCUCUCCAAUGUUUUAAUAAACGUGAUAAUAACACCGAAUUUUCAGAACAGUAGCGAAUUUUUAUUGGACCUCAGUAUGCCCAGUUUCGAGGGAGAGUCGCAACACCUAAAUAUUUUAAUGGAAACCAUCGCAACUCUUCGCGCUAUGAAGGUCCCGUCAAAAAGUGUACUAACUCUCGCGCGAAAGAUAAAAGGGUUUGAAUUCGCCCUUCGGAUCUUAGUCGAAGACGACGACGACGAUGAGAGCCAACUUAUGAGUGUGCAUCAAUUGGAGAACGCAACCGGCCACGACUGGCAAAUGUUUUUUGAGUUAAUAGUUGGUCACCGCAUAUCACCCUACUUUCGGUUGCAAGUUCAAAACUUGCACUACUUCACUGCACUUAAGCAGCUGAUGGACUCCUCAGAUGCCCAGGUGGUGGCUAGCUAUAUCAUGACCCGAUUCGUGAUUUACAUCCUAGAGGACUCCAUGGAUGACAGAGAUCCCGUCGAGUGCAUAAAGGACAUGCGCCGAGGCUUGAAUCUAGCCUCGACCCUGAUCUACGAGGAGCGCUUCCUAGCACCUGCCACGCUGCACCAGUACACCGAAGAUGUUAAAGAACUCUUUGAUCAAUUGCGCCGGCAGUUCCUGCUACAAAUUGAUCAAAAUAGCCUUGGGUUGACCAACAAGCAGAAGCGCAUGGUCGCCAGGAAGGCGCAGGAUGUCGUCCUCAAUAUCGGCAACAUGCCUAGAAGCCGUGACCAUCGGAGCUUCGUCAGCCAGUAUUAUGACGGCCUGGUGUUUCCGUCCGCAGACCUGGACUACGGUCGGGAACACCUUAAGCUGCUGGAGUUCCGCACCCGAAAGGAAAUGGCACAACUUCACCAGACGGUUCUGAGUGCCAAAGAGUUUUUCUUCAUGCCAGAUCCGAACACAGCCAUGAGCUCCAGCCCAUACUAUCUGAUGCGUCAGAACGUCAUAAUCGUGCCAUAUGGCCUUCUUCAAGAGCCGUUUUUCGUAUCAGACAGCCACGACGUGUUCAAGUAUAGUCUAUUGGGAUUUGUGCUCGCCCAUGAGUUGAUGCACUCCGUCGACACCACUGGUCUUUUAUUCGACAGUCGCGGAAACGCUCACGAAACCGGCACUGAAAUAAUAAGCUCACCGCGCUUUAAGGCAGGCUUGGUAUGCAUGAACCGCAUCAAGACGCAAUAUAUCGACGAGCGAAUUGCGGAUAUUGCCGGUCUUGAUCUAGCCUACUCCACAUACCUCCGGAACGCCAGGAACAGGAACUAUGCAGACUUUACAAAAAUUUCCCUGGAACAGAUUUUUUUUCUCAAUCUGGCUCAGUUUUUUUGCGGGGAUGGCGACACUACUAAUUUCGUUGAUCACGACGACGACGAGAUGCGUCUGCAGCAAAUGCUACAAGGGUUCGCCCCUUUCCACAAAUCUUUUGGAUGUCUAAAAAGUAGUUCUUACCACGAUAAGUGCCAGUUGUGGUAAGCAGGGCAUUGCAUAAAAGCGAUACAAGCACGGUAGCCGCGAUUUCAUAUUUUUUAUUCAAGCCCUUAAUAAUACAAACUUAAUCAUUAUGCAUCCAUGAAGAAGUACUUUUUUUAAAAUAUAAAUACCAAACAUCAAAUAUAGCAUACUAGUAUUUUAUACCUAAACAGAACUGAGCUAAAGAUUCCUUCCCAUUUCAUUUACCGGUGCCAAAGAUCAAGUUUCUAUUUUUUUCUAAUAAUAAAUAUAAUGAAGUCAUUAUUUUAUUUUAAAUCAUUGUGCAUUUAUGCAAACAUAAAAUCCUAUUAUACAUUUUCUGUAAAAUGUUUUCCUUCAAUGGAAAAAAUUUUAAUUUCCUCUUGGAAAAGCUUUAAAAUAAAUAUGACUUUUAAGAGAUAAAUGAAUAUAUGAAUGUAUGUUAGGUUGAGGUGUAUGUUUGGGAAGUGUGUUUCCUUCCUUUUCACGACGAGAUAUUGCGAAAAAACAAUCGUCGAACCAGUUUGCAAGAGCUGAGAACGAAGAGAGCAGGAAGGGAGAAAGAAGUCGUCGAGAAACAGAAGCCGUUGGUUGUAUUCGCGUUGAUAUUAAAAUUCAUUGUAAUUUGUGUUUGUCACGCCAUUUCUAUGGAAACUUGAACUAUCAAGCCUGUUCCAGUUUUCACUCGAAAGUGAAUUCGUUAACAUUAGCGGAUUUUCCUUUAACAUAACCAAAGUUCUCUUGCUUGCUAGCAAAUUUCAUAGGGAAAUUACUAUUUGAGGAGAAAUAAAACAGCUAACUGCUGCUACUGCUCUUAACAAAAGCCUAUUAUUUGCAUAAGUUUCCCAGGCAAAUCUCUGAUCAACAUUUGGCCCGCUGCUGUUCCUAAGCUUUUUGCUUUAUUGGUGCACACAUUUAAUGUCUAAAAUCAGUCAAAAAAUCAUUGGUAGCCAAAAAUAACAAAUUCUACUUAUUUUAAAGGCAGUGAUGGAAACUGACCCACAAAAGUGUUGAACAACUUGAGUGAAUCAGCUGCUUCGCACCAGUGUUGCAAACUUUUUACAAAUAGUGAUCGGGACCAAAGUGGCCAAAGACGAUGAAAAAGGUCACAACACAACACGCUUUGCACAAUAAGUACAUUAAUUUACGGGGUAAUAAGAAAAAAAACACUUUUAAACUAAACUUAGAUAAUUUACACUUCUAACCAUAUAAAAACAAACCGAAGAGCGCUUGCUAAAAAUAAGGAAAUUUUUAUUUUUUUCGUACCAUGACAACUCUGGCUUUGUUUCUAUCAAAUUCGUUCGGAUUUUAGCGGAUUUGCAAAUCUCCAAUAAAUUAGAAUCGAAGCGAUUCUGAGGUGCCAUCACAAAAUAAUUUCUAAAAAGUCAAUUAUGUCACUAUUUUCCAAAUCUGUUUUGCAACAAUGUUCUUAAAACAUCAAAGAAUAAGGUUAAAAUUGCAUUUGCACAUUAAGUUAUAGCUAAAAAUUUUAAAAGAAUUUAUUUCUGUUC
Drosophila gunungcola (fruit fly) is the source of this 4705-nucleotide messenger RNA. RefSeq names its product neurotrimin-like. Gene Ontology annotation, molecular function: metalloendopeptidase activity. The transcript is spliced from 8 exons. Gene Ontology annotation, biological process: proteolysis. NCBI's taxonomy places the organism in Eukaryota, Metazoa, Arthropoda, Insecta, Diptera, Drosophilidae. The record is from RefSeq and is a predicted model, not a curated record. Gene Ontology annotation, cellular component: neuron projection. Bases 336 to 3218 code for a protein of 960 amino acids.